AUGGAAGCACCGUACAAUCCUUUUAACAGACAUAACGAAAGUCCUCCGUCACAAAAAUCUCCUUUACUACCACAAAAUGUCUCUCCUCCUAGUCCUUUAUCAAACGGUAUAAUUCACAUAUUUGAUUUUACUGAACUUGAAAAAAUGGAUUUAGAAGAGUUUGACAGUUAUAUUGAAACUGUAAGAAUGAAAGAAAGAAUAACAGGUGAUGAUGAAGAAAAAUUAAGAAAACUCAGAAGAAGAAUUCAGAAUAGAUGGUCUUCAAAAAUGUGCCGAGACAAGAAAAGAGACAAAAUGAAUGAAUUAAAAGAAGAGUUAUCAUUAUUUAAACAAAAAUGUGAACAACUUGAAGAAGAAAAUAAGAAAUUAAAAGAGUUAGUGUCAGCGAAUAUAAGUGAAAAUACUAUUCAAACUGAAAAAUCGACACUUGAUUUUAAUAAUUAA
Molecule: messenger RNA, 444 nt
Organism: Entamoeba nuttalli P19
Lineage: Eukaryota; Evosea; Mastigamoebida; Endamoebidae
Product: bZIP transcription factor domain containing protein
Exons: 1
Coding region: 1-444 (147 amino acids)
Biological process (GO): regulation of DNA-templated transcription
Molecular function (GO): DNA-binding transcription factor activity; DNA binding
Source: RefSeq, a predicted model, not a curated record